Messenger RNA from Vicia faba (fava bean), 3225 nucleotides. Lineage: Eukaryota; Viridiplantae; Streptophyta; Magnoliopsida; Fabales; Fabaceae. The record is from the annotation of a GenBank genome assembly.
AUGAGGAGCAAGUUACAUCUGAGCAAGAUCUAUUCCUUCGCAUGUGGGAGACCGUCUUUUAAAAGAGAACAUUCACAUAUUGGAGAGCGUGGAUAUUCAAGGCAUGUGUUUUGCAAUCAACCACACACUUUUGAAUAUGCAGAUAAUUCAGUGAGCUCUACAAAGUAUACUGUUGCUACAUUUUUGCCCAAGUCACUCUUUGAACAGUUUAGGAGAGUCGCUAAUUUCUAUUUUUUGGUAACUGGUACUUUGGCCUUUACAAACCUUGCUCCCUAUACAGCUGCUAGUGCUAUUCUUCCUUUGCUUAUUGUUAUUGGUGCUACUAUGGUUAAAGAAGGUAUUGAAGAUUGGAGACGCAAAAAACAGGAUAUUGAGGUCAAUAAUACAAGAGUUCAAGUGCAUAAAGGUCAUGGAACUUUUGAAUAUACUGAGUGGAAGAAUCUCAAGGUGGGGCAUAUAGUAAAGAUAAUAAAAGAUGAAUUCUUCCCUGCAGACCUCCUACUUGUUUCAUCCAGUUAUGAAGAUGCAGUCUGUUAUGUCGAGACAAUGAAUUUGGAUGGGGAGACUAAUUUGAAGUUAAAACAAGCUCUUGGAUCUGUUUUUUUUGGAAUUACAACUAAACAUGAUUUGAACCAACAAGGUGUCAUCAAAAGAUGGUAUCUAAGACCAGAUUAUUCUACAAUUUUCUUUGAUCCUAAAGGAGCUUCUGCUGCUGCUACAUUUCAUUUUUUGACAGCCUUAAUGUUAUACAGUUUCUUCAUUCCAAUCUCAUUGUAUGUAUCAAUAGAAAUUGUCAAAGUUCUUCAAAGCAUCUUCAUCAAUCAAGAUAUGCAUAUGUACUACGCCGAAGCAGAUAAACAUGCCUAUGCCCGUACUUCAAACUUGAAUGAGGAACUUGGACAAGUUGAUACAAUACUUUCUGAUAAAACUGGAACUCUCACUUGCAACUCAAUGGAGUUUAUAAAAUGUUCCAUUGCUGGGGUAGCUUACGGCCGUGGUGUUACAGAGGUCGAGAGGGCCAUGAAUAGAAGAAAUAAUUCUCCUUUGAUUAAUGACAUCACACUUUCUCCCAUUGCAAAUGAACCCUUACCCGUCAAGGGUUUUAACUUCACAGAUGAAAGGAUAACCAAUGGAACCUGGGUUAAUGAGCCUAAUGCAGAUAUUAUCCACAAGUUUUUUCGCUUGUUGGCAAUCUGUCAUACAGCCAUACCAGAAGUGGAUGAUGAUGCAGGAAAUGUAUCGUAUGAAGCCGAGUCUCCUGAUGAAGCAGCAUUUGUGGUUGCAGCCAGAGAGAUUGGUUUUGAAUUCUAUAAAAGGACUCAAACUACUUUAUCCAUGUAUGAAUUGGAUCCUGUUUCUGGCGACAAAGUCGAAAGAGUUUUCACACUUCUGAAUGUGUUAGAAUUCAAUAGCACAAGGAAGCGAAUGUCAGUGAUAGUGAAAGAUGAAGAAGGGAGAAUUUUGCUGCUGUGUAAAGGAGCAGACAGUGUCAUGUUUGAAAGACUUUCCAAGGAUAGUAGGGAAUAUGAAGAGAAAACCUUGGAAGAUGUGCAUGAAUAUGCUGACGCAGGUCUAAGGACCCUGAUAUUGGCUUACCGUGAACUUGACGAAGAGAAAUACAAGGAGUUUGAUAAUGAAUUUUCUCAAGCAAAAAUUUCAGUUAGUGCAGAUCGGGAAACAUUGAUAGAUGAGGUAACAGAUAUGAUUGAGAGUGAUCUAAUCCUUCUUGGUGCAACUGCUGUAGAGGACAAGCUCCAAAAUGGGGUUCCUGAUUGCAUUGACAAACUUGCACAAGCUGGAAUUAAGAUAUGGGUUCUAACUGGUGAUAAAAUGGAGACUGCCAUCAAUAUUGGUUUUGCUUGUAGUUUUCUUAGACAAGGAAUGAAGCAGCUUAUAAUUCAGUUGGAUACUCCAGACAUUCAAGCAUUGGAGAAGGCUGGGGACAAGAGGGCCAUUGCAAAAGCUUCACAGGAAAAUAUCCGGCAUCAGAUAUCUGAUGGUGCUCAACAGCUUGCCGCCUCUAGAGGAACCUCUGAGCAAGCAUUUGCACUAAUUAUUGAUGGAAAAUCACUCGCCUACGCUUUAGAGGAUAAUAUGAAGGACAUGUUUCUAGAUCUUGCAAUUCACUGUGCAUCUGUUAUCUGCUGCCGGUCAUCGCCAAAGCAGAAAGCACUAGUUACUAGACUGGUAAAAUCUGGAACUGGUAAAACUACAUUAGCUAUUGGUGAUGGAGCUAAUGAUGUUGGAAUGCUUCAAGAAGCUGAUAUAGGGGUUGGAAUCAGUGGAGUUGAAGGAAUGCAGGCUGUUAUGUCUAGUGAUAUUGCAAUCGCACAGUUUCGUUAUUUGGAAAGAUUACUUCUUGUACAUGGACAUUGGUGUUACAGGAGGAUCUCAUCAAUGAUAUGCUAUUUUUUCUACAAGAACAUCACAUUUGGCUUUACUCUAUUCUUGUAUGAAGUAUGUACAUCAUUCUCUGGACAGCCUGCAUACAAUGACUGGUUUUUGUCUCUCUAUAAUGUCUUCUUUUCAUCACUUCCAGUGGUUGCCCUUGGAGUCUUUGACCAGGAUGUAUCUGCUCGGUACUGUCUAAGAUUUCCUAUAUUGUAUCAAGAAGGUGUGCAAAAUGUCCUGUUUAACUGGAGGAGGAUCCUAAGUUGGAUGAUAAAUGGAUUUAUGAGUGCCAUAAUAAUAUUCUUCUUCUGCACAAACGCCAUGGAGAUUCAGGCCUUUGAUAAUGAAGGAAGAACUGCUGGGAGGGAUAUACUCGGAGCAACUAUGUAUACAUGUGUGGUUUGGGUUGUGAACUUGCAGAUGGCACUUGCCAUAAAUUACUUCACAUUGAUUCAACAUGUUUUCAUAUGGGGAACCAUCGCUCUAUGGUACCUUUUUCUAUUGGUUUACGGUGCACUACCUCCUGGAAUUUCCACAAUUUCUUAUAAACUCUUCCUUGAAACUCUUGCACCAUCUCCUUCUUAUUGGAUUGUCACAUUGUUUGUGGUGAUCACAACACUCAUACCAUACUUGUCUUAUUCAGCAAUGAAGAUCCAGUUCUUUCCUUUUUAUCAUGAGAUAGUACAAUGGAUAAGGUAUGAGGGGAAGACAAAUGAUCCCGAAUUCUGCCAUAUGGUGCGCCAGAGAUCCUUGCGCCCAACCACAGUUGGUUCAACAGCACGCUUAGCAGCUAAGACUAACAGCAUUAGAGAGAGUUCUACUAACCAAAGAUGA